CCGUUCUCGACUCAGCUGCCCUAAAGCAGCGCCUAACCCAGAAAAAGAAGAGCACUUUUCACUCGAGUGACGUAAACAGGCAGGGAUCGGCGGCGGCGGCAGAGGAGGAGGCCGCGCGCGCUAUUCCCCCCCCCUGUACUCCCUCCCUCUUCUCCCCUGUCAGCGAGCAGCCUGAUUGGUCCAGGCCUGGAAAAGAGAAUUCGAGAAUCCCGAAUGUGCAGGCCGCGGUGUCCGCGAGGCGGAAAAAAAAGCAAAACAGCCCGAGACAAAAGAAAGAAGGGAGAAACGCUUCCUCAAGACCGAAGGGGGAGAAUCCGAAAGCAGGUGCCUGCAGUUGAGCAACAAAAGAAACCGGCAUUAAGUCUCGUUCUGUUUUGUGAGAACAUUGGAUCAAAUGUGAAGUUCCUGGGACUAGCAGAUCAUGGACCAAGGAGGUGGGGGGUUGGAACUACAAUCGCAGGAUUUAAAAAUGCCGCACACAAUGAUCAUGCAGGACUUUGUGGCAGGCAUGGGUGGCAUGGCCCAUAUUGACGGUGACCACAUCGUAGUGUCUGUCCCAGAGGCUGUGCUGGUUUCGGAUGUGGUGACUGAUGAGGGGAUCACCCUGGAGGCUGAGGUGAUUGAGGGGCCGGACAUUGAGCAUGGGGACGAAGUGACCACAGAGGGGGUGAUGUUACCCGAGUCUGUGCUGGGGGCAGAGGUGGCCAUCGAAGAGGCCCUAGACCACCACGUGUUGGCCACGGACCUGAUUGCUGAGCAAGUGAGGGACCAGGUCUUUGUGGCCGACUUGGUAUCCCACCAUCACCAGGAUGGACACUUGCACCACCAUGUAGUGCAUGAAUCUGAGAUGGUCUCUGAGGAGGUGAUGGUUACAAAUUCAGAUUCAGAGACAGUGAUCCAAACACAUGAGGGAAUGCCAGCUUCCACCGUCACCAUCAAAACUGAGGAUGAUGAGGACGGCAAGAGCACGUCUGAGGACUACCUGAUGAUCUCCUUGGAUGAUGUAGGGGAGAAGCUUGAUAUUGGAAACACAAACUUGAAGAUAAGCACUGAGAUGACGCAGGGCGAUUGUUCGAAAGAAGACGGCUAUGGUUCAGAGGUCAUCAAAGUAUAUAUUUUUAAGGCUGAAGCUGAAGAUGAUGUGGAAAUAGGUGGAACAGAGGUUGUGACAGAAAGUGAUUUCCACAAUGGGCAUGCAGUGCUGGAGCCAGGGGGAGUGGGGAGGCUUCACAGAGAGAAGAUGGUUUACAUGGCGGUCAAAGACUCCUCUCAGGAAGAUGAAGAUAUCAACUGUGCAGAGAUUGCAGAUGAGGUUUACAUGGAGGUGAUCGUGGGAGAGGAGGAGGCUCCUUCCAUCCAAGAGUCUCAGAUGGAUGAUUCCAACAUCAACAAGACGUUUGUCCCUGUGGCCUGGGCGGCUGCUUAUGGUAACAACCUGGACACCAGGCUAGAAAACAAAAAUGGUACUGCCACCCAGUAUCUACAGAUUAGCGACAGCAACAGCACCAGCCGGGUGCUGAAACAGAAGGCCAGGAAAAGGAAGAGGGGAGAGACCCGGCAGUGCCAAACAGCUGUGAUCAUUGGUCCGGAUGGGCAGCCCUUGACAGUGUAUCCCUGCCACAUCUGUGGAAAAAAGUUCAAAUCUCGGGGUUUCCUGAAACGGCAUAUGAAAAACCAUCCGGACCACAUGUUCAAGAAAAAGUACCAGUGCACGGACUGCGACUUCACGACAAACAAGAAGGUCAGCUUUCACAACCACCUGGAGAGUCACAAGCUGAUCAUUAAGGGAGAGAAGGUCCAUGAGUUCACGGAGUACACCCGGCGCUAUCGGGAGGCCAGUCCCCUGAGCUCCAACAAACUCAUCCUACGUGAUAAGGAGCCUAAGUUGCAUAAGUGCAAGUACUGCGACUAUGAAACUGCCGAGCAGGGCCUGCUAAACCGCCAUCUCCUGGCCGUCCACAGCAAAAACUUUGCUCAUGUCUGUGUGGAAUGUGCCAAAGGCUUCCGUCACCCUUCUGAGCUGAAGAAGCAUAUGAGGACACACACGGGUGAGAAGCCGUACCAGUGCCAGCACUGCGAGUUCCGCUGUGCUGACCAGUCCAACCUAAAGACUCACAUCAAGAGCAAGCAUGGCACUGAUCUGCCCUACAAGUGUGGCCACUGCCCACAGGCCUUUGCUGAUGACAAGGAGCUCCAGAAACACACAGAGAUCUUUCAGGGCCACAAAACUCACCAGUGUCCACACUGUGACCACAAGAGCACCAACUCCAGUGACCUGAAAAGGCACAUUAUUUCUGUUCACACCAAGGACUUCCCACACAAGUGUGAAGUGUGUGAAAAGGGCUUUCACCGGCCCUCAGAGCUCAAGAAGCACUCAGAGACACACAAGGGCAAGAAGGUCCAUCAGUGCAGGCACUGCGACUUCAAAAUCUCGGACCCUUUCACGCUUAGUCGCCACAUCCUGUCGGUCCACACCAAGGACCUCCCGUUCAAAUGCAAACGGUGCAAAAGGGGCUUCCGGCAUCAGAAUGAACUCAAGAAGCACAUGAAGACCCACAGUGGCAGGAAAGUCUAUCAGUGCCAGUAUUGCGAGUAUAACACUACGGACGCAUCAGGCUUUAAACGACAUGUCAUAUCUAUUCACACCAAGGACUAUCCCCACAGGUGCGACUACUGCAAGAAGGGUUUCCGGCGGCCCUCGGAAAAGAAUCAGCAUAUAAUGCGACACCACAAAGACGCUCUAAUGUAAUGUUGUAUUGCCCCUUCCUACUCUUCCCUCUUUUUCCUUGUUUGGGGAUGUCGGAGGGGUGGGGCUGGGAAGAUUGUUUCUAUGGUAAAUGAUGAUCCAUUUUAGUGAACUGUUCUCCUGGUCAGUGCUGAUUCACAUAUUUUCAUUCAUUGUAAAAAAAGAAAAAUAAUAGUCAGAAGUAUUAAGAGUCAAGGGAGGGAGGUGGGGGCGGGGGAAAUGUGUUUGCGCUCUCUGUUUGGCUUUCUUGUCUUUCGUUUUGGUUUGUCUUGAUUAGAAGCGAAAGAAUCACUCAUCUUAAAUAUUCAGCGGUUCAAAUACCAGACCCUCCUUAUUUCAAAAUAGCUUUACAAAUGAAUUUGGUGCUGAAAUUAAUUCUGUCCUUUCCACUUUAAACAGCGUCUCAUCAAUUGGGAUAACUGCAAAACACAAGCUUUCGUUUUCCUUUUAACAUUGUCAUACAUAAUCAAUACAUUGUCAUUUCAAAUGUCAUUAAAAUGGGGAAGAAGGUUGUGAGGUUCCAGCUGCAUUGUGACAGUCCGUUCUGUUGGUUUCUCUCAGUGCAGUGUGAAUCGAAUACAUCUUAAAGGAUUCUUAUUAACAGCUAAUCGUUAGAACGGAAGCUUUAGGUACCUCAUGUAGGAAGUAUUUAGUUAACAGGUUUCAUGUUACCAUUAAGACUUGGGUUGGAGCUUUUUCCAACUUUUUGGAAACAUACACAAUUUUCAUAUCGGUAGCCUUAAGAAUUUUAGAUCUAGAUGUGCGAACCCUUACCAACCCCACCAUGUCUACAUGCUUUAGCUAUGAAAGGACUUCAGAUUACAUCAUCUUCAGAGACUUGAGUCAAACUAUUUGAACCCCUGAACAUUUUGUAUACAUUUGCCCCACUGUUUAUUUUUUUUCCCUCAAUUAAAUAUUAUUGUCUCCCUAAAUAAACCUUAUAUUGCUGAUGCAUAAAACUCAGAGCAGCAGUGAGUGUACAAACUGGUGUGCUUGCUCAAUGACAUGCAUUGUUUCUAGAUAUUUUGUAACCCGUGUAUAUUUUACAAUAAACUACAGAUGGCCAUAGAGUUAACCCAUUCAGCCAUCCCUGGCUUUUAUUCUGGACA
This is a messenger RNA of Acipenser ruthenus (sterlet), 3855 nucleotides long. Its product is annotated as zinc finger protein 711-like. NCBI's taxonomy places the organism in Eukaryota, Metazoa, Chordata, Actinopteri, Acipenseriformes, Acipenseridae. The transcript is spliced from 9 exons. Gene Ontology annotation, molecular function: metal ion binding; RNA polymerase II transcription regulatory region sequence-specific DNA binding; DNA-binding transcription factor activity, RNA polymerase II-specific. Gene Ontology annotation, biological process: regulation of transcription by RNA polymerase II. Gene Ontology annotation, cellular component: nucleus. Bases 422 to 2749 code for a protein of 775 amino acids. The record is from RefSeq and is a predicted model, not a curated record.